AUGGCGACGAGACUCACAGAGGCGGAAAAAGGCAAGCAACAGAUAACAGAGACAAGCAGAAACAAGACCCUACGAAUCAAGGCUCCUAACUUCGACAACUCAGCACUGAUUGAAGCAAACAAACUCACCCUCAUAGGGCGACUGACAAACCCAAGGGAACAGAAGAUGUGGGCACUACUUCCUUCUCUACCAAGAAAAUGGAACUUACUGGGUAAAGCGGUGGGAUCUGACCUGGGAAAUAACUGUUUCCAGUACCGUUUUGAGAGAGAGGAAGAUCUAAGGCGUGUUCUAAACAACAGACCUUACCACUUCGCCUAUUGGAUGGUGAUACUCCAAAGAUGGGAGCCAAUAAUCUCGAACUCCUUCCCCUCCCAGAUUCCUUUCUGGAUCAGAGUCAAAGGACUUCCACUCCACUAUUGGCACGCAGACAUGCUGGAUCGAGUUGGACGUGAACUGGGCACCAUUGACAACCAUGAGCUGACAAGAACAACUACAAGAUUAAGGGUAUUCGUGGACGGGCUCAAACCACUCAUCAAAGAAUCUAUUGUGGAAUACGACUCGGGGGAAGAAUGCUUAGUUACCUUCGAGUACGAGAGACUGGAACUUCACUGCUCUAUCUGCUACUCUCUGCUACACUCGAAGGAUCACUGCCCUGAGAAAGAGACUGCGAGGCCCGAUACCCCUCAUCUACCGAACCUACGGACGGAGAGAGAACUCGAAGGACAACGAUACAUUAUUCCAAGCAACCGGUCACUCUCCAGAAACUCAACAGGCCAAGACAUCACAAGAAACUCGCAAAAGCAGACAAGAGACUCCCCCGGGAGGACUGGAAAAGUCAGUGAGCUCGGUCACAAGCAUCACGCUUUUGAAGUUAGACUGGACAGACAUGGAAAUCCCUUUGGUAACAGAGUUAGCACGAAGCAAACACGCAACCCACCACCUGAAAACGCGACUCUCCCAAAGGCCAACUCAACACUCGCCUGGAGGGAAAAGCCAGCGCAGGAGCAAACCCAAGACUACACAUCUCCUCCAUACACAAAAAACAGAAGCCCAAAUGGUAGAUCAGGAUACCGCAACAGAGACCUCUUCCCUCAACAACCCUCAGGAUACUGGAAACCUCGAACUACCAAUCCAAAUGGGGAAGCAACUAGUAAAGCUCCUGUUCAAAAGGUGCCAACAACCUAUGAGAUAAGCCCCCCGGGGAAAACUACCCUACGAGUGGAAGAGUCAAGCGUACCUACAAUGGAGGAGGUGAUGGAAGAACUACACGAUGUUACUAGACAGUAUCUAAGCUGCCCCGACCCAGUAGAAGCGGCUGCCAGGCGCCAAAGGGUUCAAAUUGGAGAUGCAGCGGGUCAAAUGGAAGAAACAGCUUCAGCUAUUAUUGCAGCAGCUACACGUCGCCAGCAGAAACAAGCCUUGCUUUCGUGGGAGAGAGAGGUUGAUAAUGAUCCGGUCACCCCUCCUCCUUUGCAGACUGACCAACUACAAGAUAUCCUACUUCCAGAUCCCUCAGUUCUCUUCUCUCCUUCCUCGAGAGUACCGAAGGAAAGAGAACACGUAGCGGAUCACAGAAAGGAAGCCUCCCGCGAAGACCAAAGUGCACCAACUGAGAUGGGUCCUGCAAAGCUUAAAUCAAUAGUUGUUAGCCCCCUGUCAGAAAAGGAAGCAGAUCAAUCACAAAAGCACAAGGAAAAAAACGCCUGUAUUGCAGAGGUGGAGAAUCUCAAAGAGCCUCAGGCUAAAACCCAACAACAAAAAGCUCCCAGUGUAUCUAAAACGAGAUCCCCUAGAUAUUCCCCUAAUAUACUUAGUGGGGUAAGCUCAAAGAAAAGGAAGCUCUCUCAGUUUCAAUACUCACCAGGAGGAGGAGCAAGAAACGCUUCAGGUCAGACUUCACAACGACGCAAGAAAACAGCUACCUCAGAUAAUGCUGUGGGUGCGGCUCUCCAACCAACCAACCCACCCAUCCAGCUGAUACCAGCAACCUCCAAGAGGAAGUCGGAUUUUCGGGUUCCUCCACCCCCGGGUCCUUAG
Raphanus sativus (radish) is the source of this 2037-nucleotide messenger RNA. RefSeq lists its product as uncharacterized. Lineage: Eukaryota; Viridiplantae; Streptophyta; Magnoliopsida; Brassicales; Brassicaceae. The record is from RefSeq and is a predicted model, not a curated record. The transcript has a single exon. Bases 1 to 2037 code for a protein of 678 amino acids.